AAUCAAAGCUAGGAAAGACCUCAGUACUACUCAAUCACUGAAGUCGAAAGCAACACAAGUAAAAGAAUAACUAAAUAAUGGAGGAAGCACCCUAUACACUAGGCGAAGAGCUAAUGACGGAGAUCCGCGACGCAUUCGCUUUGUGCGAUCCAGAAAAUACUGGAAUAAUCGAAUCAAAUGAUCUUGGAACCGUUUUGCGCGCUUUGGGCUACAAUUACACCGAGUCUGAGAUCCAUGAUAUUAGAGAGAAGCUAGACGAUGACUACAUUGGUCAAAUAGACAUUCGCUCCUUCCUCAACUUCAUGACAAAAAAGUUCAAAGUAUUCGAAAGUAAGGACUCUUUGAUGACCGCCUUCAAGGUGAUCGAUCGCGAUGGCCUUAACGCCAUAACGCAAAGUAAGCUGCGCGCCAUGUUCACCACCCUUGGGGAGAAAAUAAGCGAUGAGGAUUUAGAUUUAGUCUUUCACGAAGCGGACAUCGACGGAGAUGGUGUCAUAAAUCUUCGAGAUUUUCUAUCAGCCUACAAAAACUAAACUCAGCUUGCUUACUUUCAUAAU
Drosophila serrata is the source of this 557-nucleotide messenger RNA. RefSeq names its product neo-calmodulin. Gene Ontology annotation, molecular function: calcium ion binding. Gene Ontology annotation, cellular component: myosin II complex. Lineage: Eukaryota; Metazoa; Arthropoda; Insecta; Diptera; Drosophilidae. The record is from RefSeq and is a predicted model, not a curated record.